Messenger RNA from Dipodomys ordii (Ord's kangaroo rat), 1435 nucleotides. RefSeq names its product replication factor C (activator 1) 5, 36.5kDa (gene Rfc5). The transcript is spliced from 12 exons. Gene Ontology annotation, cellular component: DNA replication factor C complex; nucleus. Bases 82 to 1086 code for a protein of 334 amino acids. Gene Ontology annotation, molecular function: ATP hydrolysis activity; DNA clamp loader activity; ATP binding. The record is from RefSeq and is a predicted model, not a curated record. Gene Ontology annotation, biological process: DNA-templated DNA replication; DNA repair. NCBI's taxonomy places the organism in Eukaryota, Metazoa, Chordata, Mammalia, Rodentia, Heteromyidae.
ACUCGUCGUCGGAGGCUCGCCGGGGUCUGCUCGCGUCGGGUUCUCGUACAGGUGAUCCCGGGUCACCUUGGUCUUCCUGCCAUGGAGCAACAGCCGCAGCCCGCUGUAAAGAUCAGGAACCUGCCCUGGGUUGAGAAAUACCGACCACAGACACUGAAUGAUCUCAUUUCUCAUCAGGACAUUUUGAGUACCAUUCAGAAAUUUAUCAGUGAGGACCGCCUGCCACACCUACUUCUUUACGGCCCUCCAGGGACAGGAAAAACAUCCACCAUCCUCGCCUGUGCUAAGCAGCUGUACAAAGAUAAAGAAUUCAACUCCAUGGUCUUGGAGCUGAAUGCUUCCGACGACCGAGGCAUAGAUAUCGUGCGGGGACCAAUCCUGAGCUUUGCCAGCACCAGGACAAUAUUUAAGAAAGGGUUUAAACUCGUGAUCCUGGACGAAGCCGACGCCAUGACUCAGGAUGCCCAGAAUGCCUUGCGACGAGUGAUUGAGAAGUUCACAGAAAAUACCAGAUUUUGUCUCAUCUGCAACUAUCUGUCCAAGAUCAUCCCGGCCCUGCAGUCCCGCUGUACCAGGUUCCGCUUUGGACCCCUGACGCCAGAACUCAUGGUCCCCCGCCUGGAGCACGUGGUACAAGAGGAGAAAGUGGAUAUAAGUGAAGAUGGAAUGAAAGCACUUGUGACUCUGUCCAGUGGAGAUAUGCGCAGGGCUCUGAACAUCCUGCAGAGCACCAACAUGGCCUUUGGGAAGGUGACAGAGGAGACUGUGUAUACCUGCACAGGGCACCCACUAAAGUCAGACAUCGCCAACAUUCUGGACUGGAUGUUGAACCUGGACUUCACCACUGCCUACAGAAAUAUCAUGGAGUUGAAAACCCUGAAGGGCUUGGCGUUACACGACAUCCUGACGGAGGUUCAUCUGUUCGUGCACAGAGUUGACUUUCCAUCUUCAGUUCGAGUACAUUUACUGGCCAAAAUGGCAGACAUUGAGUACAGACUCUCUGUUGGCACCAGCGAGAAGAUUCAGCUGAGUUCCCUCAUUGCUGCCUUUCAAGUCACCCGAGACCUGAUUGUGGCAGAGGCCUAGGCACUCUGGGGCCACCGUGACUACAGGGAAUAUGGCAGCUUGCUUGCUGGUUAUUAUAAGCAACUUUGGGACAACUUGCAUUUGUAUGAAAGCCUUUUGUCUGUGCUAGCAAAGAAAAAAACCUCUGGAGGUCAUUUCUGAUAAAGGCAUCAAAUUACAGCAUGGGCCUUAACUUGCCACCGACCUGACUUACAACUUUUGGUGGUACAUAGUACAAAGGCGACAAUGCAUUCUGCAGAUGCUUCUGAUGGCCAUCUUUUUAAUUUCUCUCAAUUUGUGAUAGGGCAGGGUUGUCUGGUGUUGGCUGCCACACCCCCAUGACUCCACUUCUGCACGCCAUGGUACUCAC